Molecule: messenger RNA, 1041 nt
Organism: Paecilomyces variotii
Lineage: Eukaryota; Fungi; Ascomycota; Eurotiomycetes; Eurotiales; Thermoascaceae
Product: putative phosphatidylinositol/phosphatidylcholine transfer protein
Exons: 4
Coding region: 1-1041 (346 amino acids)
Source: RefSeq, a predicted model, not a curated record
AUGUCACAGAUCACUGCUAGCCAGGCAGCUGCACUGGCUUCCUUCAAGGCAUCAUGCGCCGAGAGAGGACUUCUUGAGCAUGCUGAUGAUUUGAAAGAUGGAGACUUACCAGAUGGGAUAACUGACGACAGUACUCUUCUACGUUUCCUGGAAGGCAACCAGAUGGACGCUUCAAAAGCUCUCAUGCAAUUUGAAGAAGCCACACAGUUCCAUAAAAAGAAUGAAGCCGUUAAACUGUACGAUUUGAUAAACGUGACUGAUUUUGAGGACACUAGGAAGCUUUACCCGCACUGGACAGGUCGUCGCGAUAACCGAGGCUUGCCCAUCAUGAUGAUCGAGAUGUCCUCCUUGAAUCAAAAUUCAGUGACCCAUUGGCGCCAGACGAAGGACAUGCCCAAUUGCAGUACCGAUACAUCCAGAAAGACUAUAUUGUCUCCCAAUAUGGCACAGCGAGCUUGUGUACAUCACGAUUAUUCGACACGUUUCAUAUUCCCACUUUGUUCUGCAAUGCGAGAUCGACCAAACCCGUCUGAGCGAAUAAGGAAAUCUAUCUAUAUCGUGGAUGCAUCUUCACUCUGUCUGAAACAAGCCUGGGACCUGAGAGAGUUUGCUCAAGACAUUAGUUGGAUACUGUCGACCUGUUACCCUGAGACCAUCGAGCGGAUUUUUGUCUGUAGUGCGCCUUUAUACUUUUCCAAGAUUUGGGGAGUUCUGAAGAGAUUUGUCAACCCAGCAACUGCCGAGAAGAUCGUGGUUUUGAGGACAGCUGAAGUUUAUCCCACACUGAGCAAGUACACCGACCAUAAACAUAUCCCUGUUCAAUUCGGUGGAGAGUUUGUCUUUACGAACGGCAUGCUUCCCGAUCUGGAUGAUAAGAUACGGCAGGAAUCACAAUGGGUCGGCCCUUUCAAUGGAGAUCUUCCUCCUGGUCCCAUCAAAUGGGUUCGGGAGUCACCAGGACACAUGAAGGCAGCAGCCACGGGGACUUCUGAUGGGGUUCGGAGAGCAGAAGAUGUUGUUAUCAUGAAGGACAAUGAUUGA